Messenger RNA from Prorocentrum cordatum, 4033 nucleotides. The record is from the annotation of a GenBank genome assembly. Lineage: Eukaryota; Dinophyceae; Prorocentrales; Prorocentraceae.
AGCCGUUCCCGCUCAAGGUUUGCCGGCGGGGGCGGCUCGGGGCGGCCGGGCGCCGUUUGCCACGCGGGGGCGCCGGCCGCAACCCCUUCGCCGCGGCGGCGGGGCCUGCCAGACCCCCCGAUGUCUCAGCCAGGGACGUCGUGCACUCCCGAUGCCGACCCGUGCGGCGCCGACAGGAUAGCUUCCAGGAGCCAGGGCCGCAGCCCACUGCUGGCCUCGGAGUCGUCUGCCCGCAAGCUGAAGGCACUCGCGGCCACCGCGGCGGGCUACGUGUUCGAGCUCGGGUCGGGCCAGCAGGACGGGGACAGCGCCGAUGCAGGCGGCGACAUCGACAUUCGCGAUGCCACAGUCACGCCAGGCAUGCCAAAGCAGGUCUCGCAAAUCUGGCCAGAGGAGCACGAACGGGUCGAUCGGCUCGCCUUGCUCAGCCCGCUCGUCAUGACAGAGUCGAACGGCUUUAGGAAGGCGUGGGAAUGCGUUCUGUCGAUAUUGCUGGUCUACGUCGGCAUCGUUUUUCCGUAUAAGGUGUCAUUCGUCCAGAUGCGGCUCCAUGCUCCUGGUGACUGUGAGGCAAUCACAGAGUCAACUCGUGAAGACAGCAUUGAUACAUUCGUCUUAUUUUUCUUUUGGAUCGACCUUUUCCUGAAUUUCGUUUUCACCUACCGCGGGGAGGAUAACAUCGAGAUUGCGGCGCCCUCCAGAAUCAUAAGGCAUUACCUCCGCGGCUACUUCGGGAUCAAUCUCCUGGCCUGCCUCCCCGAAGAGAUCUUCACGCCGCUAAUCGAGGCGACGGGCAUAGAUCCGGGCGGAUGCUCCUACGGGGGAUCUGCCAACAUCGUGGUCCGCUUAGCCCGACUGGAGAGGGUCACGCGGCUGGCACGGCUUGCGCGGCUACUCCAGAUAGUCAAGAUCGUAGCCUUCGUCCAGAAGUCUGCGGUGGUGCAGCUGCUGAAGGUGCUGAGAAGCUUCCGCCUCCUGAACUGGCUCAUCUGCCUGGGCUGGAUCGUGCACCUUCUUGCCUGUGGCUGGUACCUUGUCGCUGCGCUGCACGAGAAUCACCUAGAGACAUGGCCAAACCGGAGGAUCAUUUCCAUUGACGGGGCCACGCUCUUAUCUGAGGCUCCCCACAUCCUGUGGGCCACCUCCGUGUAUUUCAUCCUCACUGUGUUCACCACGGUCGGGUUCGGCGACAUGUACCCCGUCAAGGUGGGCGAGAUUAUCUAUGUAGUCUUCGUCAUGAUGAUCGGCGCCGUCUUGCACAGCAUAAUCAUCGGCGAGGUGAUCACUAUCGUCAGCGAGGUGGACGAGGACACUAGGUGGAAGAGGAGCAGGAUGGGCCUGCUGGAGGCGUACAGCAGCCAUACGCAGCUGGACCGCGACACCGUGAGCAGGCUCACGCGCUGGGUGGAUGGCCUGCCAUCGGGGAGGAGCACGUUCGACCCAGAGGACAUGCGCAGGCUCUUCACGAGCGGCAUUAUGCCGCGCUCGCUGCUCGGGGAGCUCCCCGAUCGGCUGUUUGACGGGCAGCUGGCCAGGAACAAGUUUAUGACCACAUGCGCCAUCAGCUGCACGAGCGGCAUCACGCCACCUCGCUUCCCACUGUUCAUGUCGACGGUGCUUUGCCAGCGGUCGUACAAGGCUGGGGAGACGGUGUACGAACUGCAUGACCAUGCCUUCAACAUCUUUCUCGUGAGGUCUGGCACUUUCGCCUACGUCUGUGAGGUCACUGGCGCCGGCGCUGUGGACGCCGCGAAGGAGCCCGGCAAUCCCGCAGAGAUCAACGUUGCCCGACAAGCCAGCCCGACCAUGGGGAUCAAGUUUGUCACGGCGACCAUGGGCAUGCGCAUGGGCCGAACAGCGUCGGAGAAGCCCUGUAUGGAUAGCAACGCGGCCUCACAGUCGAGGACAUCAUUGAAGAGUCAGUUCAGCGCGACGUCCGGGCUGGAGUACCACUUGGUGGCUGACGGUGGGACGCUUGCCGUAGUGAACCCCGGGGAGAACCGGCGGUCCUACAGCAGCCCAAACGCCGGUGCCAGCGCAUGUUCUGCCCUCGGCCAGGGCAGGGGGGCGUGGUCCCUGGACAGCUCGAAGGCGAGGGAGUGGCUGCAGAUCAACCUGGGUAGCGUGAGGAGCGCGUGCGGCGUUGUCGUCCAGGGGCACCCGAAGAGGGACGAGUGGGUGACGAGGCUGAAGGUCUACACGUCCUACGGCGGCGUGGAGGGGUGGCAGGAGGUGCCGCUGGCGCAGGCGGGCCCCGAGCCUGCUGCCCACCGCGACGACAAGGUGGAGUUCCAGUUCCAGGUGCCCGUCGCAACCCAGUUCGUCCGCAUCGAGCCCCAGGAGUGGCACGGCCGGGCCUCCCUGCGGGCCGCGGUGCACGUGCUGAAGCAGCGGCUCCACCCCUACGAGCUCGUCGGCAGGAGCGCCUACUUCGGGGAGGACCUCCUGCUGGGGCCGAACCGCACCGCCACGGUGCGGUGCGAGCAGGGCGGCUGCGUGCUGCUCCUGCACAAGCAGGACCUCUGCGCCGCGGCGGGUGCCGCGGGCGCCGGGCUCCUGGCGGAGUUCCCGCAGUUCCGGCGGGUGCUGCGGGCGGAGUGCCUCCGGCUCCAGGCGCGCCGCAGGCGCGCGCUGCAGCACGUGAGGACGGGGCACAUGUACGUGUCUUUCGCCGCCGUGGCGUUGCAGGAGGCAUGGCGCGCGCGGAGGCGGCGGCUCGGCGGCGGUGGCGCUGCGGAGGCCGAGCCGCCCGCGGCGGCGCCAGGGGGGCGCGGCCGGGGCCCGCCGCAGGAGGAGCCCGCGGCUGCGACGCGGCUGGACGGGGGGAUGGGCGACGGCCAGGCCGACCGGCUCAUCGCGGACCUCGGGGCGCUCCGGGCGGACGUCGGGAGGCAGUUCGGGGCCGUCAGCGCCGCGCUCGAGAGGCUGGAGAAGCUGGUCGUCGCCCUGCCCCCGCAGGGCGGCGCCGCGCCUUCGUGACCAGCCCGGUCGCACGUCCCGGGUGCGCGCUGCGCCGGCCGCCAGAGUGGAGUGCCAGGCGGCGGAGGGUCGACUGCACGUGGCCCUUCGCUGAAGUGGCAUUGGUUCAGGCCCACUGGGGCCCCCCCGAUCGCGAACGCGAUGCGGGGGUCCAUGCAAAGAAACGCCCUGCUUGCCUCCAGGGUGCUCUGGGCUUCUUGUGUGUUCGAUGGUGCUGCGAUGGAGAGCGCGACGUUCCCACAUUGAAAGUCAGUAGACGUCAUGGGGUCUCAGGGCCGGGUUUCUCGUGGAAGGUUUUGUGUGGUCGGGCCCGCCCGUGUUCGGUGCCCGCCCGGACUGGCGCCUUGUCGUUGUCUUCCCUCCUUCUGCAUGGUGGCUGAAUUAAUUCGCCCAGCGCCCCCGUUUUGCCUUCCUCGCCAGCGCAGUCCCUCCGCCCAGCCGCCGACGCAAAAAUUGUGCCCGGUGCCCACGCGGCCCCCAGGAAACCGCGCACCGAAGGUCACUUCUUACCCAGGGUCGCUCUUGCGUGCAGCCCACUCGGAGCCACGCUCUCGAAGCCCUCUCUUGGCCACCGCGGCCCAUCGUCUGCGGAUCUCUGCUCUUGCACCGCCUCGGUGAGCGCGCCCUUCCUGUCCCUGUUGUCGCAGGCCGCGCCGCGCGUGGCGCCCUCGGCUGCGCUUGUGGCUCCACGGAGCCACGGGCUUGGACGUCAUUGGAGGCAAUCGUGUGCCAGAUGUUGCUGGAUGCACUGGGGCUUGCCAGCGGCAGCCGCGCGGCGCUCCUCGAUCGCAGGACGCCAGUUAUUCAGCAACAUCGGCGCUCGCCAAGCCAAUCCUGGGCCCUGGCGUCCCCGAUGGCCGUCGAGGUUCAUAUGAUGCAACGGGCGUCCAGCCUCCCCAGGCCCAAGGGCAACCCGCUUUUCCGACGCAUCCUUCCGACCCAGUUUGGCCCGAUCCAGGGCCAGAUUUCGCCCGCUCGGGUCGCUCUUUCGGCCCCGAGUGAGGACCAGGCGGCCGUAGACGGCCAAUAUACGCUCGAGAAAAACCGUGUCAGC